UUAUUCUGGCGGGGAUUUUCAUAGUUUCAACGACUUCUAAAUCCCUUGUGAUUUAUUAAGUGGUCUUAGUAGUUAAUAAAUAAUAUAAAAUUUACAAAUUUUCUAACCACAUAUCCCAACCCUACUUAUCUACAUCGAGAUAAGAAAAUUUUGUAAUCUGCUGUUGAUCGACGCAGCCAAUCUUGGUUCAGGCCUCAGAGUUUGUGCAAUUCAGAUAAAUUCAUUCAAUGCAGAGGCCAAAAAGAGCUCCACACUGAAAAUAUGGGUUUCUUAAUUGGCAUUUUGUCUGCUUUUUUCAUCGCAGCGAUAACUUUCAAAAUUUGGUACAAAUCAAUCGGCGGCAGGUGCGUCAGCAAAAAAAGAUUGGAUGGAAAAGUGGCGAUCGUCACCGGAUCCAAUACAGGCAUAGGAAAGGAAACUGCCCGUGAUUUGGCGCGUCGAGGUGCGAAAGUUAUCCUGGCCUGUCGCGAUUUGCAAAGAGCAAAUGCUGCAAGAGACGACAUAAUCAAAACGACUGGCAACAAAAAAGUUGAGGUCAUCCUUCUUGACCUCGGCUCGCUCGACUCGGUGCGAAAUUUCGUCAAGAAAUUUCUGGGCAGCGAAAAACGCCUGGACAUUUUGGUGAACAACGCGGCCGCCGUCGGUCUGGAGAACAAAAUCUCCAAGGACGGAAUGCAGCAGGAGUUGCAGGUCAACCACUUUGGGCCUUUUCUGCUCACACUUCUUCUGCUUGACUUGAUGAAGAAGAGUGCACCUGGCAGGGUGGUGGUCGUUUCCUCUCGGUCCCAUUUGAGAGGAUACGUCGAUUUGAGCGACGUCAAUUGUGAGAAAAAGUACCCAGGGUUCCUCAAAUUGUACGAAAUCGCAAAAUUUUAUAAUGUAAUCUUCUCAAAUGAGCUAUCCAGAAGACUGCAAGGCACAGGCAUUAUUUGCAACAGUGUACAUCCUGGAGCUGUUAACACAGAAGUGGGCAGACAACUCCCAGCAAUUUUGUACUCUCUUGUGAAACUGGCUUCAUGGUUUUUGGUCAAGACCCCAGAGGAAGGAGCCCAAACUCUGAUUCACGCUGCUGUUUCGGAAACUGUUGAAGGCACCGCAGGAAAAUAUUUCGUCGAUUGCAAGGAGGCAGAGAUGAACAAAGACGCGGUGAACAAGGACUUGGCUCGGAAGUUCUGGGAGAAAUGCGUCAAAUUGGUCAAAGUUUCUCAACAGGAGGUCAAAUGUAUAAAAAUAUAAUUUAACCCCCUAAAAGAUGAAAGGAAAUUCAAAAGAAAUAUAAAGGACUAAAUAAACUUUAAAUAAAUGUACUGAUUUUUUUUUAUCUCCAAUCUUAACAUUUAAAAACCUAAAAUAAAAGUAUGUAAACGUUUGCAUUCAUUUCUCA
Neocloeon triangulifer is the source of this 1384-nucleotide messenger RNA. RefSeq names its product retinol dehydrogenase 13-like. The record is from RefSeq and is a predicted model, not a curated record. NCBI's taxonomy places the organism in Eukaryota, Metazoa, Arthropoda, Insecta, Ephemeroptera, Baetidae. Bases 262 to 1236 code for a protein of 324 amino acids. The transcript is spliced from 8 exons.